AUGUUGGCUGCUUCUCUUGCCGUGCUAACUCCGUGCCGGUUGGUACCACGGCCUUUGGCGACUUCGGUCGGGCGUUGGCCCUCAAAGAGUGAGGUUGGGAAUUUCAAGAGGGUAAGCCCUACCCAGGGAACGCGGGGUCUGGUGGCGGGUGCGGCGUUGACGGCCUGCCACGCUCGUAGACGACACCGCCGGGAACCAAAGCAAUCGGAGGCUGUGUACGUGAACCUGGACAAUCCAGUCAUCGAGGAGCCUCUUGAGGAGCCCCAUGUGUCACAGCUAGCCACUGUCUUCAACAGUUUGGUUGAGAAUGGUAUGGGCGUCAUACCCACCGAUACGCAGCAUGCAUACGUUACGCCUGUGAACAGCAAAAGUGGUGUGCGCCGCAUCUAUGACAUCAAGGGCAUUGCAACGGAUGAGCGCAAACCGCUGAGCCUACUGUGUUCCGACUUGUCCAUGGCUUCAAGAUAUUGCGAUGUGGCAGCGCUGCCACGGAAGUGGUUUCAGCACAUGAAGUCGUGUCUGCCUGGGCCCUACACCUUCAUCCUGAGGGCAUCACCUGAAGUCCCGCGUAUCGUUUUGGAGCACAAGAGCCGCAACAAGGUUUGGAAACGGCGGGAGGUCGGCAUCCGAGUUCCAAACAACUCGAUUGUCUGGCAGCUGGUGGAGGACUGGAAUUGUAAUUUGGAGUGGCGACGGCGCAAUUACAUGUCCGGUCUUCUUAAUACUUCGUAG
Messenger RNA from Symbiodinium pilosum, 732 nucleotides. The record is from the annotation of a GenBank genome assembly. Lineage: Eukaryota; Dinophyceae; Suessiales; Symbiodiniaceae.